GUUACCGGUCGGCGCGGCCGGGGUCGCGCCACUGCGCAGCCGCGGGUGGGCGGUACCACGGCGGCUGCGACAUGGGGGGGCGCGGAGCAGACGCCGGAAGUAGAGGUGGUACGGGUCCCACAGAGGGGUACUCACCGCCGGCCGCUUCCACCGGAGCCGCGGUGAGACCCAAGGCCCGAGGGUGUGGGCGUGGCGGCCGCCGGAACACAACACCCUCUGUUCUCUCUCUUCGUGGAGCGGCGCCGCGUCGCUCGCCUCCAUCAGUUAACAUGAGCGAGCGCCUCCGCCCCAGGAAAAGGAGAAGGAAUGGCAGUGAAGAAGACCACCAUCUCCCCCCACAGACCAAAAGGAGUAGUAGAAACCCUGUCUUUCACGAUUCCUGGGACACAGAGAACUCACCUUUUUCUCCUAAAUGUGAUAACAUUGGCAAGUACUGGGAAAUAAGACACGAGGUGUUUGAAUUGUUUCGAACUGUGCCACAAUCUUCAAGCAGUGACAGUGGCGGUAGCAGCGGCAGCGGCAGCAGCAUCAACAGCCCGGACCGGGCCAGCGGGCCGGAGAGCAGCUCAAGCCACCCCGCCGCCCGGUCCAGCCCCCACGGCCCGCAGCCCGCGCCCGCGCCGUCCGCGCUGUGCCAAAGCCCGUACUUCCACAUCAACCAGACCCUGAAGGAGGCCCACUUUCACAGCCUGCAGCACCGAGGACGGCCUCCCACAUGAUGUGCCGGCACUUUCUUGCCUUCUGUGAAGGGACCGCGCUGCGCAGAUUUGAUAUUUCAACUUAACGAUGUUUUAAAAAAAAAUUGCACAAAAAGAUGCCUGUUGGCUUUUCAGUCUAUAUUUGAAAUAACAGGUUAACAGGCCGUUGUUUACUUGUGGUUUUGCUGCACUAUUGCGAUUUCAAAGGGGCUUUGAAGCAGUUUUUUAUAGGAUUCUUUUGAGGGUGGGUAUCAAAUCCAGGGCAAGUCAACAGUAGGAGGAAAUCUCAUCUGCGUGUUGAAUCCAUAGUUUGUCCAAGUCAGACUGAUUUCCAGAUCUGUCACUUAGAAAUUCUACUUUCUGUAAAAAGGCCUUUUCAUUUUGCGGGAUCUUCAAUUUUUUAAAUUCAAUAAACUAGUAAAGAGUA
Molecule: messenger RNA, 1125 nt
Organism: Balaenoptera musculus (blue whale)
Lineage: Eukaryota; Metazoa; Chordata; Mammalia; Artiodactyla; Balaenopteridae
Gene: VCF1
Product: family with sequence similarity 104 member A
Exons: 4
Coding region: 72-719 (215 amino acids)
Source: RefSeq, a predicted model, not a curated record